UAUUGCAUCGGAUCAGUCUACAUCAUAAAGUGAGAUUUAAGACUACACAUUUGAAGCCACAUCACUUUCGCUGGAUGGUGUGUGGAAUUGGAAAGAUGGGAAAAUCAACCUAAUCCCUGACCACUUCCAUCAACACCAUGAAUCACUUGUACUGCACUGGGUGCCAAGACCAUUUUGGAAUUGACAGGAAGGUACCCAGGGUGCUGCCGUGUCUGCAUGGAAUCUGCGAUAGGUGUGAGGGAACAUCUGGGCAGAGUGUAGACUGCGGCAAAUGUAACCGAAAACGGUUUCAAAGGAACACUAUCAAGGAUGAUCCUGUUCGUAAGAAUGAGUUGAUGGUCACCUUGGCACGGAGAUGUCCAGACCGACUGUUGUGUACAAACAAGAAUGAUGGCAAACUGGCCUCAAUCUUCUGCUUGGAGUGCCUGCAUCUUCUCUGUGAGGAUUGUCAGAUGGCGCACAGUAAAGUGCAGACAACCACCAAACACAAAUGUCUGUCCAUCCGCGACCUCGGAAGAGUUGCAGUGUCAGAUUGGAACACAAAACUCCGCUGCGGAAAGCACCCUGAUUACCCACUGUUGUUCUUUUGCCAAGACCAGUUGGUAUGUCUCUACUGUGUGAGGAGAGGCCAGCAGCAGCACUCUUUGGAAGAUAUUGAAGAUGCUUUUGGAAAGGAGAGAAGCAACCUUCAAAUACUUUCCGAGCGGCUCGCUAGACGAAUUGCACAGACACAACGAUAUGGCCCUUAUGCUACCUCUAACCAGAAUCCGAAAAGGGAAAUUAGGGAUGCAUUUGCAAAGUUGAGAGCUGCAGUGAGGAGCCGACAGAUCGAAAUUUCGGAUUUUCUUCUCAAGAAAAGGGGUCGGAAAGGAGAAAUAACCUUCAAAUCGGAUAUUCCUCGAAAUCUUCCAGAUGGUGACCUGAACCUGUUGCACUAUCAGAUCCUGAAGAAUGGUCACCUCACCAGUGGCACUGGAAAGCUCCUGUUCCUUUCUCCCAACAUCCAGGAUCUCAUGAACAAGCUGUGGUACUUUGGACGUGUUAUAGACAUCAAGUCUGGCAAAGACGUCAAUAGUCCCUAUGCAGGUAGGAAUAUGAAGCCAAUAUGUGGCGAAAUGCAUCGAAAUUAUGAUCAGAUACCACCAGCAAAGUCUCCAUACCCUGAUCCGAGAAUGACAGAUGGCCAAGGACGCGGGAGAAACAGGGACAGAAAUCAGGGCUCUGAUCCAUCCAUAAAUCCCCACUACGUUGAACCUACGAUACAAGGAGGAAUGAAAAGGAAUGACCCGCGUCUGAGAGAAAAUGAUCCCUAUGGUCCAGCUGGGCCUCAAAGCACGGAAGGCAGACAAAGGCGUCUAUCAUACAGAGAUGAACCAUUUGUUGAAAACCCCUAUUAUUCGGAACCUCUGAUGAACGAUAGCUGGGGGCCACAGUCCAUGUCACCAGGUUGUGGAAGCAGGGAUUCGCUCCCUACCAGUUCAGCUUACAGAGACGACACAAUAAUGCCCCGGACACAAAGCCCACAGUACUCGGAAGCACCAAUAAGUGGUAGCCGUGAUAGAGCACCAAUGUCAUUGAGGGAUGAGGGUUGUGAUGCAGUGCCUGUCAGUCCACCUUACAAAGAGGAAUCAAUCCCUUCCAGGUCACCUUACAGAGAUGAGACAAUAGUGCCCCAGACACAAACGCCACAGUUCUCGGAAGCACCAGCAAGUCGUAGCAGUGAUGGAGCACCAUUGUCUUUGAGGGAUGGAACUCGUGAUGAAGUGCCUGUCAAGCCACCUUACAAAGAGGAACCAAUCCCUUCCAGGUCACCUUACAGAGAUGAGACAAUAGUGCCCCAGACACAAAGGCCACAGUACUCGGAAGCACCAGCAAGUGGUAGCAGUGAUGGAGCACCACUGUCUUUGAGGGAUGGCACUCGUGAUGCAGUGCCUGUCAAGCCACCUUACAAAGAGGAACCAAUAGUUCCUCUGACACAGGAGUCCCAGCACUCUCAACCACCGAUGAAUGACAACAGAGGUUCAACACCCCCAGACACAAACCUCCAAACUCCCCCUCAGAGUCUCUCCGGACAGUCUCCUACCCUGAGCCCUGAUGAGAAAGAGAACAUGUAUCCAGACACGCGUCCUGGCAACGUCCCCUCCGAAGAAGGCCCACACGACACAACAAGACCUUUCAGCCCUGUACCAUAUAAUGAAAGACCCCUGGAGUAUCAAUUCCCUUGGCAUGUACUACCACGAGACCCAUCUAUGCCUCAGCUACACAAAGGACACCAAGGAAAACCAAGAGACCCCACUUUAGACCCCACUAAACAAAUCCCAACAGUAGCUCCAGAGAACAGAGAGCAACCAGUGAAGGACGAGGUCAAUGCACCAUCCCAAUCAGAGCCAAUACCAGACCAACCUGACAACACAGCACAGCCUCCGGUUGAAGACACGACAAACCCUGAUAAAGAUGUUCCUAAAGAUGAACCAAUGGCUGGAACCAAGCCUGAUGAAGAUACCCGCAAAGACGAACCCUUGGCUACAAACAGGCCUGACAUAGAUACUCCUAAAGAGGAACCUUCAGACAACAACAAAAUCACAACAGUGGUGAUGUUGAUCAACAUGGUGACUGGCACUUGUACAGAAAUCGGGAGAAUUCAGGUGCUAGAUGACAAGCUUGUACCAAUAGAUGUUUCUCCAGGCGACAUUAUCGGUCAUCUGGAGUCUCCCUCAGGUGAUGUUCAAGAGUUAGAAAUUAUCCCUUCUCAGUACAAUGGCGUCCUGUCAAGAAUAAUAUGUUCCUCAGAGGAUAGAGGUAUUUAUAAUCUUCCUAUUGACUUCAAGGGACAGCGACUACCUGGAGGUAUGCAACUUGAGGCUUGUGGUCUGAUUGAUGUUUCCCGAGACGCAGUUAUAUUUGUCACUGAGAUGACAGACAUGAAGAUCACACACGACUAUAUAGUUCUAUGUCCCAACAUGGACGAUGCUGUUGACCGUCAGUUCAGCGACAGCGACACCGCCAACAUGUCAGCCCUUGCCCAGUCCGCCAGGGACAUGGGAGUCCGCAACUACAGAGGAUCAGUCUCGGGCUUCCCCAUAGACUUUGAAGGUUUCGCCUACAUGGAGAUAUGGAUAGAAGCCGUCUUGAGGAGGAAAGCUGAGGCCAGGACGAUCGUGUUUGAAGUCGGAUUGGCUUCGCGGGCGGUUAUUGACGCGACUCACAUCAUGGAGGGGCAGGUUCAGGCCUGGGGAAUAUCCAUCUCGUAUAGUCCAGAGCUGAAGACCCUUAGCAAGAGUGUGUGGGGAGGUGGGGAAAUCUUCGAUCACAGUCCUGUAAAGGGACACAAGAUUGCACAAACGAUGUCCUUCAAGUUUGGUAUCCUCUUGAACAGUCAGCUUCACAGGCUUGUGAUCUUUGACCUUGAGCGUGACGACUCGUUCUCUGUCGUCCCUAGAGUUGAUUUUGGAAUGUUUCUGCUUCCGGUCUGGGGUGCUUGUAACUAUGGCAACGCUGAUGUAAGCAUAAACUGUAUUUCCGGCGAUGUCUUGCAGCUGGGAAGACUUGAUACUCGACUCUUCCUGAAGGCGAUGAAGAUGUCGAUGUCAGAUGAAGUGAUGUGAUGUGAUGUGGUGUGAUUAACUCGCCUGUACUCUGUUCACUAUUAGUCGGAUUUAAAGCAGCGAUUGUAGAUGGGUGACGUUCAUUUGCAACUAAAGUUAUAUUUAAUAUUUUCGUAGGUCUUGUACGUUUUGUCAGUUAAUUUAAUAAUAGAUUAGCCACAACGGUCAUUGAUGGGGAAAAUAUUUUGGAAGUCGCGGAUUCGAAUUUGUAGAAAUGAAGAUUUAUUUUUAUUCCAUUUUGGGAUUAGAACUAGUUUAACUGAAGAUUCCAUUCUGUUACUACAAUAACAAUAACAUUUUAAUAGCUUAUCCCACCUACAUAGAGUAUAAUAGUGACCAAUUGAUCAGAGGAAUGAAUACAAAAUGACGACUUUGUCAUGUUAUGUGAGACGUUUUCGUAUGUUAUGGGGGCGGUCGGGUAGCCCAGUGGUUAAAGCGUUAGCUCGUCACGCCGAAGACCCAGGUUCGAUUCCCGACAUGUGUGAAGCCCAUUGCUGGUGUCCCCCGUCGUUAUAUUGCUGGAAUAUUCCUAAAAGCGGCGUAAAACCAUACUCACUCACUCACUCACUCACUCGUAUGUUAUGUUUCACGCUCGGUGAUAAGUAACCAGAUAUUUGUGUUGCUAUAUAUGUGUUGAGAAUAUUGUGGGCAUGUCUCCAUGGGGAAUACCAUACGAUGAACACCUCAUCUGAAAGGGUCGUAGGUACUUUUUCUUUGAAGGGUUCCACUUUAGUGAGAGGAAAUUUUGUUGUUUUCAAAUAGUAGGUGUUGUCAAACAUUAGUAGUUGGCAAUAUUUAGUUCAGUUUAUGUAAUAAUAUCAUGAAACAUGUAGUUUAUUUGCAUUGUCUGCAUUACUGGAGAUGUUACAUUUAUUUUAAAGUGUCGACUCUGAUUCUGUUUAA
Messenger RNA from Haliotis rufescens (red abalone), 4508 nucleotides. Its product is annotated as E3 ubiquitin-protein ligase TRIM33-like. NCBI's taxonomy places the organism in Eukaryota, Metazoa, Mollusca, Gastropoda, Lepetellida, Haliotidae. Bases 138 to 3605 code for a protein of 1155 amino acids. The transcript is spliced from 4 exons. Gene Ontology annotation, molecular function: zinc ion binding. The record is from RefSeq and is a predicted model, not a curated record.